Messenger RNA from Gymnogyps californianus (California condor), 567 nucleotides. It is a transcript of the gene TAFA2, whose product is annotated as TAFA chemokine like family member 2. The record is from RefSeq and is a predicted model, not a curated record. NCBI's taxonomy places the organism in Eukaryota, Metazoa, Chordata, Aves, Accipitriformes, Cathartidae. The transcript has 5 exons. Gene Ontology annotation, molecular function: receptor ligand activity. The coding region runs from base 4 to 567 and encodes 187 amino acids.
AGGAUGAAUAAGAGAUACUUACAGAAAGCAACAAAAGGAAAACUGCUAAUAAUAAUAUUUGUUGUAACGCUGUGGGGGAAAUUAGCAUCUGGGGCAAAUCAUCAUAAAGCUCACCAUGUUAAAACUGGGACCUGCGAAGUGGUGGCACUCCACAGAUGUUGCAAUAAGAACAAGAUAGAAGAAAGAUCACAGACGGUGAAGUGCUCCUGCUUCCCUGGGCAGGUAGCAGGUACCACCCGGGCAGCUCCUUCUUGUGUUGAUGCUUCAAUAGUGGAGCAGAAAUGGUGGUGCCACAUGCAACCAUGUCUUGAAGGGGAGGAAUGUAAAGUUCUUCCAGAUCGUAAGGGAUGGAGCUGUUCCUCUGGGAAUAAAGUGAAAACAACUAGGGGAUAUUUUCACCACAGAGUUGUAGAGCUUGAUGGGGAGGAGCAGAUAGGCCUAAAGAUUAUGAUUUUACUGAGUUUCUUUGUGACUGAAGAGAACACAUUUACACUUCCAAACAGCCAUGUAACUGGGCAGUCAUGUAACCCGAUAGCUAAAGACAAAUCAAGUCGGUCUCUAGGCUGA